UCAAAGUCGUCUACGCUCAGAAGAUGUGCUGUGCUGCUUUAUAAUAAUAAUAAUAAAAAAAAAUCUUGUGCAAAUUUUAUCUGCAAAUUUUAUCUAUCAAAGACAGAGAGAGAGAGAUAGAGUCGGGGUCCAAUGGGCGAAGAAGGAGAAAAACAAACUGUACCUCCUCCUCCUCCUUCCGCGGCCGCUGAAGAAACUAGGGCUCCGGAACUACAAUCCGAUCCUCCAACUCCAUUCGAUCCCAGUCGAAUGAUUGGUAUUAUUAAGAGGAAGGGGUUGAUCAAAGAGCUGGCAGCGGUGUACCACGCUCAGUGCCUUUUUUAUUGUCAGCAACUUUUGGAUCUACAGAAAAAUUGCCAAGAGCCAUUUGUUGAAUUAAGAGCUGCUACUGCUGCUGAUGAUUCAAGAAAAGAAACAAUGAGGCCCCCCAAACGCCUCAAGAAGUCCCGCUGAUAAAAUCAUACUGUUUUGUUUUAAUAGAUCAACAUUCUCUUGCUUGUUUUGUCUUUUGAUAUAUUACUCUAGGUUGGAAAGGUCACUGUCACUUUGUUUUCACCAAAAUCAUGUUCUCCACUUAUUCAGUGUAGCUCCUGCUUGCAAUGCCCUGUGUCCUCUGCCUGCUCGUCCACCAUCUUGUAGAAUUGAAAAAAAAAAAAAAAACUCUUGUGGCUUCAUUGUCUCUUCAAGUUUCACCUAUUUUCAAUGUUUCGAUUAUUUCCUAAUUAUCUUUUAGCUGCAUCACUCUAGCUUGUCUGCCUAAAAACUGGGUUCUUGCACUUGUUACUGAGAUCCAACCAUCUCAUACUACAAGUCUAUAUGCUACUGCAAUUGGUGCUAUGCUGUACAUACAACUUUUUCAGUUUAACCGGCACCACUUUGGGUUCAGUCAAUCACAAGUGAGGCACAUGUAUCUUUAUAACCUGUACUGUUUAGAGGGAAAAUAGUGUAAAUCUUUAACAAAUGUUUUUCUUGCUGUGAUCAAUAUGUUGUUAUUGUCAUCAUAAUGCCCAACAAAUACAUUGGCUCUGAUAUAUCCAUUACUCAGGACAAGAAUGGUGCUAUGCUAGCCCAGCAUCUUUGAUAGUUUUGGUGCUGUAACCUUUUCUUAUUUUGUGGGUCUUAUGAAUGAUUAGUUACGUAAUGGUAGAGCAGUGUUAUUGUUGACUGAUUUGUGGUUCCAAUCCGUGCUUGGACUGGUGUACUUUGAUGCGAAUUUGCAAACUCAGACUUGGUGUAAGUAAGGCUUGUGUUGGUCACAGUUUUCUUGCCAUGCUAUUUCUGGCUAUUCGUCAGUGGCAAUGCAAGGAAACUGGAGGGCCAAUUCUAUACAUAUGAGAAUCGUUCGGGCA
Molecule: messenger RNA, 1349 nt
Organism: Populus trichocarpa (black cottonwood)
Lineage: Eukaryota; Viridiplantae; Streptophyta; Magnoliopsida; Malpighiales; Salicaceae
Exons: 3
Coding region: 133-453 (106 amino acids)
Source: RefSeq, a predicted model, not a curated record